AUGGCAACACGAGCAGAAAUGAUACUUCUGCAAGCAGAACUGAAAAGGGUAGAGUCGGAUAUAGACCAAACGAUGUGUGAGUUGGAAAAGCAUUUUAACUUCACAAAGUCAAAUAUAAAAAAGACAUCUACGCCCAAAAACGCACUAACAUCUUGUGCCCCACUCACUUUGUGUGAGAAAACUACGAUAGCAAAGGAACUCAGUAAACCAAGAAUUCAGAUUCAAGUAUUUGAAGGUGACCCGAUCAAAUAUGUGCUGUUUAAGAGACAGUUCAAAAGUAGAAUCAUAGAAACAUGCGACUCUGACGAUGAAAAACUGAACCAUCUACUGCAAUACACCAGAGGUGAGCCUCAUGAAAUUACGCUAGGAUUCGCUCACUUAGAUGCAUCCAUUGGUUUCAAGGCCGCAUGGAAGGAAUUUGAGAGAAGGUAUGGGGACCAAGAACAGAUUGCGACAUCGUAUAUUAACCGUGCCUUACAGUGGCCAGUGAUAAAGCAUGAUGAUUAUGUCACACUAGACAAAUACGGCAUAUUUUUAAGGGAAUGUCUGAACCAAGAGACAUUGAUUGAGCUCCCAGAUACAUACUCCAGAGACUCCAUUCCAGUUAAGCGAUCACAGAUACCCAGACCAGAAACUGCUAAGAAAUGGCCACACUUGCACUCAAUUGCUGAUAAGAUUACUCCUUAUCACCCAGACAUAGAGGUAGGACUGCUGUUGGGAGUAAACUGUAUGAAAGCCAUUAGAGGUCUGGAAUACGUACAUGGUAGAGGAGAGGAGCCAUAUGCAUACAGAUGUAACCUAGGUUGGGGUAUAGUAGGGCCAGUGGACAAAUCAAGACCCAUAGAUGAGAACAAGAGCUUUGGAACACAUGCCUUUGCCUUUAGAACACAAGUGACAGAGAUCAGCCCCGCUGAGGUUUGCAGUCUCUUUGACCAAGGUUUCGACCAACAGAAAGAUGAGAAGUUAAGCCUUCAAGACCAGAAGUUCAUGAAGAUUAUGGAGGAAGGCAUACAUUUCAACGAGGGUUUUUACGAGAUGCCACUACCAUUUAAAGAUGGACAUCCAGCAUUGCCAAACAACAAACCAGCAGCUGAGAUCAGGCUAGAGCAGCUAAGGAAAAGGCUAAUCCACAACCCGAAGUAUUAUGAGCACUAUAACAGUUUUAUGCAGGACCUCAUAGAUAAAUGCUAUGCAGAAGAAUCACCUCAUGAAGAUGGAGGUUGGUACUUACCACAUCAUGGUGUAUAUCACCCCAAGAAACGUGAGAAAUUACGAGUGGUGUUUGAUGCCAGUGCAAAACAUGAAAAUGUUGCGCUAAACGACUGCCUGUUGAAAGGACCUGAUCAGAAUAACUCGCUCAUAGGUGUUUUAUUGAGGUUUAGAGAGCAGCCAGUAGCAAUCAUGGGUGACAUGGAGAACAUGUUUCACAGGUUUAAAGUGAAAGAAGAGGAUAGAAAGUUUUUACAGUUCCUAUGGUGGAAAGACGGUGACCUCAGUAGUAAUCCCAUCACAUACAGAAUGACGUCUCAUAUAUUUGGAGCGAUAAGUUCACCAGCAUGCGCAUUGUAUGGACUGAGGAAACUAGCAGAGGACUACCAAGAUGAGUAUUCACCAGACGUCAUUGCCUUUCUUAAGAAUGACUUUUAUGUAGACGAUGGACUCAAGAGCAUCGAGUCAAGUGAAGAAGCUAUACGUCUUGUUAGAGAAACAAGAGAGCUGCUGAACAAAGGUAACCUAAGACUUCACAAGCUAGUAUCAAACAACCGUGAAGUGAUGAAUACAAUCCCAAUGUCAGAGAGAGCCAAAGAAAUGAGAAACAUUGACCUUAACAGAGACACAUUGCCAAUAUGCCCAGCUUUAGGAGUACAGUGGUGUGUAGAAGCGGACAGUUUUCAGUUUAAGGUCCAGAUCAAUGAUAAGCCAUUAACAAGAAGGGGAAUUCUCUCCACUGUAAGUUCCAUAUUUGACCCUUUAGGCCUUGUCUCACCAUUCAUCCUUGCCGGUAAGAAAAUUCUCCAAGAGCUAUGCAGAGACGGUGCAGAGUGGGAUGAUCAAGUGCCAGAGAGUAUUAGAUGCAGAUGGGAAAGAUGGCGCUCAGAUUUGCUGAACUUAACCAAGUUGAAUAUACCACGGUGCUAUAAGCCAAAUGAUUUUGGUGAAGUGACUACUGCAGAACUUCAUCACUUCUCAGAUGCCAGUGUAGAAGGCCUAGGUCAGUGCAGUUACUUGAGACUUAAAAGCAACACAGGAAGAAUAGCAACCACAUUAGUUAUGGGCAAGUCCAAGGUAGCUCCCUCUAAACCAGUGACAGUCCCACGCCUAGAGUUGUCAGCAGCAGUGAUGUCUAUAAAGGUGGGGACCUUUCUUGCCAAGGAGUUAGAGUAUGAGGACAUCACCCAUGUGUAUUGGACUGACAGCAAGGUUGUUCUAGGGUAUGUCAAUAAUGAUGCUAAGAGAUUUCAUGUCUUUGUAGCUAAUAGAAUACAACAAAUUAGAGAAGUCAGUCAGCCAUCGCAAUGGAGGCAUGUUAAGUCCAGUGACAACCCAGCUGAUAUAGCCUCCAGGGGAACAGGUGUGACAGAGCUACUACAGAAUGAACAGUGGUGGAGUGGGCCAGACUUCCUGCUCAUUGAUGAACCACUAUCUACCACUAAUACCCAAUUCAGACUAGCACCAGAUGACCCAGAAGUACGCAAAUCUGAAGUCAAUGUAUUUGCUACUAAAGUAGAAACCAACCACGAUCACUUGUCUGAUGUAUUGAAAAGGUUUUCUUCCUGGAACAGAGCAACACGAGUUGUUACGUGGUGUUUACGAUUCAUACAGAAGCUGAAACAAGCUAAGAACAGGAAAUCAACACAGCAGAACACAGUUGAGACCAGCAAUGAACCGUUGAAUGUUCAAGAAAUACAAGUAGCAGAAAAGAUCAUUCUCAAGUCAACACAGACUGCUACAUUUGAGAAGGAAAUUGAAAUACUGAAAGCAAUUAACAGAGAAGAUAACAGUGAACACACAGAGAGAAAACAGGCAAGAUAUCGCAACGAACAAAUCAAGAAAACCAGUUCACUAUACCGCCUAGACCCAUUUCUAUGUGAAGAUGGACCACUCAGAGUAGGUGGUCGUAUAAAGAGGGUAAAUCUACCCAGAGAGCUUACACACCCAGUGAUUCUGCCUAAGCAUCAUCACGUUACAAAUCUCAUAAUUGACCACUACCAUACACGAUGCGGACAUUCAGGAAGUGGCAUUACUCUUAAUGAAGUCCGAGCUAGUGGUUAUUGGAUAAUUUCUGGCCGUGCCAAGAUUGGAUCAUAUAUAUGGAAAUGUGUGACCUGUCGUAAGCUACGAGCAAACUCACAGAGUCAGAAAAUGUCAGAUCUUCCAGCUGACAGACUGGAACCAGCACCUCCAUUCACCUACAGUGCAGUAGAUUUCUUUGGGCCAUUCUAUGUGAAGGAGGGAAGAAAGCAGAUGAAGAGAUAUGGUGCUAUGUUUAGCGUGGACCAGUACGUCUACUCAGAGCAGACCGUAGUUAAGGGAGAGCAAGAAACUGCCUUUAUGGAUAUGGAUCAGGACAAGAUCAGGAGAGAACUUCUGAAAGACCACUGUGACUGGAUUCAGUUUGAAAUGAAUGUUCCUCAUGCUUCACAUAUGGGAGGCGUGUUGGAAAGGAUGAUCAGUUCAGCCAGAAAUGCUUUAUCAGGACUUCUCACAGCUCACAGUGACCGUUUAGAUGAUGAUUCCUUGUCCACAUUGUUAACUGAGGCAGAAGCCAUAGUUAACAGUAGACCUUUGACUUACAUUGAUACACAGUCACCAGAUUCUCCAAUGCCUUUGUCUCCAAAUCAGCUCCUGACCCUGAAAACUAAGGUCGUGAUGCCACCACCUGGGAAUUUCAUAAGGAAAGACACAUACCUUCAUCGAAGAUGGCGACAUGUUCAUUAUCUAGCCAAUGAAUUUUGGAACAGGUGGAGAAAGGAAUUUCUUCCAACAUUACAAGAGAGAAAAAGUGGAUCAAACAAUGGAGGAGGCGGGAGGAAAGUAAGAGGAGGAAGAAGGAGGAAAGGAGGAGGGGAGGGAGGAGGAGGAGGAGGAAAGGCAGAGGAGAAGGGAGGAGGGAGAAAAGGCGGAGGAGGAGGAAAGAAUGAGGAGUGA
Lingula anatina is the source of this 4149-nucleotide messenger RNA. RefSeq lists its product as uncharacterized. Gene Ontology annotation, molecular function: nucleic acid binding. Lineage: Eukaryota; Metazoa; Brachiopoda; Lingulata; Lingulida; Lingulidae. The record is from RefSeq and is a predicted model, not a curated record. Gene Ontology annotation, biological process: DNA integration.